AUGCAUAAAGCAAAUUUCAUUAUUAAAAAUGGAAUUUCAAGAGAAGAUGAAGAAUUAAAUUCCUCAAGGGAGGAAGAUGAUGACGAAAAGAGUGAUGAUUCAGAUAAACAAAUUGUAGUUGUCAACAGAAAAAUUAAAUCAAAAAUAUUUUUAGAUUCCAAUAGAGGUAGAAAAAGUGAUAUGAGUAAUGAGCGCAGUGUGAAUCAAACAAAUAGUACAACAUCUAAAAAGAAAGAUACACACAUUUGUGAUAACUCUUUACUAGUACAGAUCAUCAAAAGGAAUAAUUUUAAAACAGGAGGUGGUGGUACCUUAUUGAAAAAGGCAUAUAAUACUUCUUCUCAAUUUAAAGAAACAGAAAAGUACAUCCGAAGGGGUGAUUCCAAGAUAAUAUUUAAAUAUGAAAAAUUUAUUAACAAGUCAGAACAGAAAUGCACCUCAUUAGUAGAUCAAAAUGAAAGAAGUAAAAAGAAUUCCGAGAAUAUCGAUAAAGUUGAUAAUACAUAUGAAAAAAAUGAAAAGAGGGAAUGUGUGGACCAUAAGUUUUUCAAAGAAAUUGUAAAAAGUACAUGCGUAAAUAAUGCUCAAGUCAUUAAUGAUAUAGAAAGUAUUAAUGCAAAUGAGGAAGAUAAUAAUCAAAUAAUAGAAUCAUCAGUCGAGUGUAAUAAUAAUAAGACAAGAAUGAGCAAGAUGGAGAAAAGUAUCCAUUUUAACCAAGUACACCAGGAUGAUAAUUCAAGACAUUUUCCUCAUUACAAUAAAAUGCAAAUCCCUUUGAAGAAACAAUCAAAACAUUACACUCAGCACAAGGAAGAGGAAAAGAACGAUUGGAUUAGUCAAGGGACUAACGAAAUGGAGUAUCAUGCGGGUGAGAAUCUCCUUAACGAAACAAGCCUAAGUUCGCAUAUCAGGAUGGACGAUGAAAAAGAAAAAAAAAAAAAAAAAAUUUCGAUCGAACAAAAUGAAGAUAUGAACUCACAUAUCAUUAAAUAUGACGAAUUCGAAUUGUAUGAGCUAGAAAAAGAGUUAGAAAAAAUAACAGAUGAAGAAAAUAAUAUACAAGAAAAGUUAAUUUACUUAAGUAACCAAGAACUCGAUAUUAUUAUAAAAAUGAAGCAGUUAAAAGCUGCCAAUCAUUUCGUUCAAAAGGAACAAGGACAGAAAGAAGAAUGUAAUGGUGAUGCACAGCUGGGAAGUAAUGACACCACUCCCAAUUCUGAUAAACGGUAA
Molecule: messenger RNA, 1230 nt
Organism: Plasmodium gonderi
Lineage: Eukaryota; Apicomplexa; Aconoidasida; Haemosporida; Plasmodiidae
Exons: 1
Coding region: 1-1230 (409 amino acids)
Source: RefSeq, a predicted model, not a curated record